Loxodonta africana (African savanna elephant) is the source of this 2020-nucleotide messenger RNA. It is a transcript of the gene TMPRSS11A, whose product is annotated as transmembrane serine protease 11A. Lineage: Eukaryota; Metazoa; Chordata; Mammalia; Proboscidea; Elephantidae. The coding region runs from base 154 to 1317 and encodes 387 amino acids. Gene Ontology annotation, biological process: proteolysis. Gene Ontology annotation, molecular function: serine-type endopeptidase activity. The record is from RefSeq and is a predicted model, not a curated record. The transcript is spliced from 8 exons.
UCUUCUUGCUGGGAAAGGUAGACUAAAGUAACUUGUGUGUAUCCUAAGAGAUACAAACAGUCUGUAACCAUUACAAUGUGAGACUAACUAGUAGAUUUCCUUUUUUGCAGAGCAGUAGGAUUUGGCGCUCGAAGCAGUGAUUUGAAGCCAUGGAUGAUUGCCCUUUUCCUUGUGUUAUCACUGAUGGUGGUGGCAGUGACCAUUGGUCUUCUGGUUCACUUCUUAGCCUUUGACCAGAAAAUGGAGUAUUAUCAUAGCACUUUUAAAAUUUCACAUCGACGUGAAAGUAGCAAUUCUGGACAAAACAACACAUACCAAUUUAAGGACUUACGGGAGAUGAGUGAGAAUUUGGUAGAUGAGAUAUUUAUAGAUUCGGCCUUGAGAAAGCAUUAUAUCAAGAACCAAGUGGUCACACUGAUUCCAGUGGAAGAUGUUGUGAAAGUAGAUGUCAUUAUAGUGUUCCAGUUCCCCUCAAUGGAACAAAGAACAAUGAGAGAGAAGAAAAUCCACAGCAUCUUAAAUCAGAAGAUAAGGAACACAAGAACUCUGCCAAUAAAUAUCUCCUCAGUUCAGUUUAACGGUUGUGGUAAACGAGUUGUUCCAUUAAUUGUCAACAGAAUAAUGUCCGGUGACAUUGCAGCCAAGUCUGCCUGGCCUUGGCAAGCUUCCCUUCAGCAUAACAACGUACAUCAGUGUGGAGCCAGCUUGAUUAGUGAUACGUGGCUCAUUACUGCAGCACACUGCUUUAAGAAUAAUGUAAAGCCACGUCAAUGGACUGUUAGCUUUGGAACAACAAUCAACCCUCCCUUAAUGAAAAGAAAUAUCAAAAGAAUCAUUGUCCAUGAGAGAUACCACUCCCCAGCAAAAGAAUAUGACAUUGCUGUUGUAGAGUUCUCUCCCAGAGUCACCUUGACUGAUGACGUACGCCCAAUUUGUUUGCCAGAAGCCUCUGCAUCCUUUCAACCAAAUUCAACUGUCUACGUCACAGGAUUUGGAGAACUUUUCUAUGGCGGGGGGCCCCAAAAUGAUCUCCGAGAAGCCAAAUUGAAAAUCAUAAGUGAUGCUGUGUGCAAGCAACCACAUGUGUACGGGAGUGACAUAAAAUUUGGAAUGUUUUGUGCUGGAUAUUUGGAAGGAAUUUAUGAUGCCUGCAGGGGUGAUUCUGGAGGACCUUUAGUUGCAAAGGAUCUUAAAGACACCUGGUAUCUCAUUGGAAUUGUGAGCUGGGGAGAUAACUGUGGACAAAAGAACAAACCUGGAGUCUACACAAAAGUGACUUAUUACCGAGAGUGGAUUGCUUCAAAAACGGGUCUCUAAUUCACCAUAUAAGUUAAAGAGAGUUGUAUGCAGGUCAUACACAUAUAAUAAUUCAAAUAUUUGGUGAAUAUAGUACAAUAAAGUAUACUACAAGAGAUUAAAUGAAUGGACCUAGCAACACUUGACACAUGACACGACUUAUUUUAAAAGUACUUUAAUCAACCAAUAACCUGUAGUCAAUGCACAGGGGAGCCCUGGUGACGCAGUCGUUAAGAGCUUGGCUGUUAACCAAACAGCCAGCAGUAUGGGGAGUUUUCAUUUGUAAAAUAGUUUAGACUGACUUGGCAAAUACAGUAGAGAUACUCCAUGCUUCAUAUCUUGAAAGCUGGAGUACAAAUGAGGAGUUUUACAUAUUUAUUAGGAUAACCAGUGAGAUUUUGAGUGUCUUUAUCAGGGGUGUUCCUUUAAGUGAGAAAUUUUUAAAAAUUAUUUUUGCAAAGAGUUCAGGAACCCCUUAUAAAAAUUCUUCUCAUUUCUCUAGAACUCUCAAAUACAUCUGUCCCUUAUUCUUCUAGAUGUUCCAAAGGGAUUUUUCCACCAUAAGAAAUAAAUAUGCUACUUCUAGACUCACUUAAGGGACACUCAUAAAAGACAGUUAUAUCUAGAAAACAUCAGUGAUAAAUCAAGCCAGAGAUCCUCUAACCUUUUUCAGUUAUGACACCUCUUUCAUUGUGUUUUUUUUUUUUUUGGUGAUUUUCAACAC